Anoplophora glabripennis (Asian longhorned beetle) is the source of this 1711-nucleotide messenger RNA. RefSeq names its product cytochrome P450 6k1-like. NCBI's taxonomy places the organism in Eukaryota, Metazoa, Arthropoda, Insecta, Coleoptera, Cerambycidae. Gene Ontology annotation, molecular function: monooxygenase activity; heme binding; iron ion binding. The record is from RefSeq and is a predicted model, not a curated record. Bases 105 to 1616 code for a protein of 503 amino acids. The transcript is spliced from 5 exons.
AAUGUCUUAUCUCAUAAAACAAAGCUGCGACAGUAAAAUAUCCAAGAUAGUAAACUAAAAGUUCUGCUAUUCGACAGAAGUUGAAGAACGCUACUUAACUAACUAUGCUAUUAACUUCGACAUGGAUAUUAGAUCUCAUAAUUUUCUUUGGAAUUGGUAUAAUAUUUAUGUACAUAUAUUCCACCAGAAAAUAUGACUACUUUAAGAAAAGGAAUAUACAUUACGAGAAGCCUAUCCCUUUAUUUGGAAGCAUAUUUCCUGUAUUGAGUAUGAAGACAACAAUAGGAGAAUGGUUACGUCAGCUUUGCAAUUCGACCAGUGCCCCAUAUUUCGGAAUAUUUGUAUUCGAUGAGCCCUAUAUCAUUAUAAAAUCUCCCGAGAUAAUCAAACACAUUUUGGUAAAAGAUUUCAGCAACUUUUCAGAUCGGACUGUAUUGGCUCCUAAACAUAAUAAAAUCAUGUCCAAUAUGCUUUUCGUCCAGAAGAAUCCAGACUGGAGGAAAGUUAGAUCCAAGAUGAGUCCAGUAUUCUCCUCUGGGAAACUAAAAGGAAUGCUUUCCAUUAUAAAUGAAGUCGGGGUAGAUCUAAAUCGAUAUAUACGAGAGAAUUUAGGUCAGUUGGAAACGAAAGAGGUUACGGCAAAAUACUCUACAGAUGCGAUAUCAAAAUGCGCAUUUGCAAUAAAUUCUCAUUCCUUUAAAGACGAAAACAGCGAUUUUAGAAAAGUUGGUAGGGCCUUUUUUGACUUUACGUGGAGAAAUGGUUUUGUUCAGAUCGCCUAUUUUUUUAAACAAAAUUGGGCAAGCACAUUACGCUUGGAAUUUUUUGAGAAAUGGUCCCUUGCUUUUCUCAGAGAUAUAUUCUGGAAAGCAAUCGAAAAGAGACAGCAGAUUGGAGUGAAAGGAAACGAUCUCAUCGACAUAAUAGUGGAAAUGCGAAAUAACAAAGACUUAUGUGAAGAAUUAAAUUUUGAUGGAGAUAAAGUAGUGGCCCAAGCAGUGCAGUUUUUUGCAGCCGGAUUUGAAACUACAAGUUCUACCUUAUCUUAUACGUUAUACGAGCUUUCUCUCCAACCCACGCUUCAGACAAAACUAAGAAAUGAGAUAAUAAGUAAUAUCAAAAAACAUGAUGGAAUUACCUACGAGGGACUGAAACAAAUGAAAUAUAUGGAUAUGUGUAUAUUUGAAGCUCUAAGGAAAUAUCCAGUAUUGCCAUUUCUGGACAGAAGAUGUAAUGAAGACUAUAAAGUUCCUGGAACAGAUCUAACUAUUGAAAAGGGAAUGCCCGUGUACAUUCCGUUGAUGGCACUUCAUUAUGAUGAACAUUAUUUCCCAGAGCCAGAAAAAUACGAUCCGGAACGAUUCUCUGAAAGUAACAAGCAUAACGUGAACGGACUAUAUUAUAUGCCAUUUGGAGAAGGUCCACGAAUUUGUAUAGGAGAACGGUUUGGCAUGCUAGGGGUCAAGGUAGGACUAUCACAUAUUUUGUCCGAAUUUGUAUUGGAAAGGUCACCGGAAACACCAGUACCUGUUAAAUUUGAACCAAAAAGUUUUCUUCUUCAGUCUACUGUAGGACUGCCUUUGAGAUAUAGAGAGUUCCAACCAACAGCAGCAUAAAAUAAUAAUUAACUUUUGUUAGAAUAAGGUGUAGACUGCGAGAUAUGUACACAUAUGGGUAGGUAUUUUAAAAGACAAAUAAAAUUUAAUAGAAA